AUGGGGAAUUGUCAAGCCAUAGAUGCAGCAACUCUAGUGAUUCAACACCCAAAUGGAAAAGUAGAAAACUUGUAUUGGCCUGUGAGUGCUAGUGAGAUUAUGAAGAUGAACCCCGGUCACUACGUUGCUCUUCUUCUCUCUACCACCAUGUAUCCAACCAAUAACAGUGAGGAAUGCCCCAGCAACAUCACCACUAACAAUAAUUCUCUGAGGGUAACACGGAUUAAGCUUCUCAGGCCUACUGAUACUCUUGUUCUUGGCCAAAUUUAUAGACUCAUCACUACUCAAGAGGUUAUGAAAGGGUUGUGGGCAAAGAAACAAUCGAAGCUGAAGAAAAACGAGCUAGAAUCAGAAGAGAAAUCUGGCAGUGUGAAAGAGAAGCAGGGAUCAGGGCUGGAUACAAGAGCUAGAAGAUCUGAACAAGAGAAGGAAAAUCAGGUGACCAUUAAAAAUGAAAGAAACAGACCAAGGACAACAACAUCAGCAAACUCUGCUGCUAUAGCCAGAUCAAGAGCAUGGCAACCCUCACUGCGAAGCAUUUCAGAGGCCGGCGGUGGCAGCUAA
This is a messenger RNA of Dovyalis caffra, 564 nucleotides long. The record is from the annotation of a GenBank genome assembly. Lineage: Eukaryota; Viridiplantae; Streptophyta; Magnoliopsida; Malpighiales; Salicaceae.